Molecule: messenger RNA, 1428 nt
Organism: Mesoplodon densirostris (Blainville's beaked whale)
Lineage: Eukaryota; Metazoa; Chordata; Mammalia; Artiodactyla; Ziphiidae
Gene: WNT10B
Product: Wnt family member 10B
Exons: 6
Coding region: 240-1415 (391 amino acids)
Biological process (GO): cell fate commitment; canonical Wnt signaling pathway; neuron differentiation
Cellular component (GO): extracellular region
Molecular function (GO): frizzled binding; cytokine activity
Source: RefSeq, a predicted model, not a curated record
UCCCUUCCUCCCUCCCUUCCUCCCGGCGGCCGCGGCGGCGCUGGGGAAGCGGCGAAGAGGAGUGGCCCUGCCCUGUAAGAAUGCGGCUCUGCCGAGGGGGCAGAACCCGACGCAGUCUCCCCACGGUUUGAACAGCCCGAGCCCAGGCUACCCAGCCGCGCCGGUGGCGGACUCCGCACCAGAGCAGCUGGAGGCCCUGAUCGAUCUGCCCACCGGGGCCUUCGGGCCCGGGAUUCGACAUGCGGGAGGAGCCGCGGCCGCGGCCUCCGCCCUCGGGCCUCGCGGGUCUCCUGUUCCUGGUUUUGUGCAGUCGGGCCCUAAGCAAUGAGAUUCUGGGUCUGAAGCUGCCCGGCGAGCCGCCGCUGACCGCCAACACCGUAUGCUUGACGCUGUCGGGCCUGAGCAAGCGGCAGUUAGGCCUGUGCCUGCGCAGCCCCGACGUGACGGCGUCCGCGCUUCAGGGCCUGCACAUCGCGGUCCACGAGUGUCAGCACCAGCUGCGUGACCAGCGCUGGAACUGCUCGGCGCUCGAGGGCGGCGGCCGCCUGCCGCACCACAGCGCCAUCCUCAAGCGCGGUUUCCGAGAGAGCGCUUUUUCCUUCUCCAUGCUGGCUGCUGGGGUCAUGCAUGCGGUAGCCACGGCCUGCAGCCUGGGCAAGCUGGUGAGCUGCAGCUGCGGCUGGAAGGGCAGUGGCGAGCAGGAUCGGCUGAGGGCCAAACUGCUGCAGCUGCAGGCACUGUCCCGGGGCAAGAGUUUUCCCCACUCCCUGCCCAGCCCGGGCCCUAGCUCAGGCCCCAGCCCUGGCCCCCAGGACACAUGGGAAUGGGGUGGCUGUAACCAUGACAUGGACUUUGGAGAGAAGUUCUCUCGGGAUUUCUUGGAUUCCAGGGAAGCUCCCCGGGACAUCCAGGCACGAAUGCGAAUCCACAACAACAGGGUGGGGCGUCAGGUGGUAAUUGAAAACCUGAAGCGGAAAUGCAAGUGCCAUGGCACAUCAGGCAGCUGCCAGUUCAAGACGUGCUGGAGGUCAGCCCCAGAGUUCCGGGUGGUAGGGGCGGCCUUGAGGGAGCGGCUGGGCCGGGCCAUCUUCAUUGAUACUCACAACCGCAACUCUGGAGCCUUCCAACCCCGCCUUCGUCCCCGUCGCCUCUCAGGAGAACUGGUCUACUUUGAGAAGUCUCCUGACUUCUGUGAGCGAGACCCCACCAUGGGCUCCCCAGGCACGCGGGGCCGGGCCUGCAACAAGACCAGCCGCCUGCUGGAUGGCUGUGGCAGCCUGUGCUGUGGCCGCGGCCACAACGUGCUCCGGCAGACACGAGUUGAGCGCUGUCAUUGCCGCUUCCACUGGUGCUGCUACGUGCUAUGUGAUGAGUGCAAGGUCACAGAAUGGGUCAACGUAUCCCAGUAUCAUUGAAAAUAAACAAUUA